AUGAUGAAACUUUCCUUUGUGUCUACGUCGUCGCUUCUUGUGGCAACCACGCUCUUGAUCUUGUCCACCAACAUGUCGGUGGUGGAUGCCAAGCUGAUGCCAUUCUUGGAUCCUUUUGCAAAGGAGGUUGGCUCUGUUGGUGCUGCUGUCGAUGGAGGACGAUCGCUGUCCCAGCAUGAAACCUUUGAACAGCAUGCUCAAGAAAUGAAGAAGCUUUUGAACAAGCGAAGGAUGGAAGCAACUCGUCGCGAACUUGAAAUGAAACGACGACUCAAGGCUGGUCAUCCUGCUGCUGCUGCUGCUGCUGCUAUCGAUGCUACUACAACUACUGCUACCACCACCACCACCACUACUACCAAGGAAGCUAACUUUCAUCGAGCCUUAUCUACCAAGAAGAGUGCAAUGGCCAUGGAAGGUACCAAAGGUUCCAAAAAGUAUUCUACCAGCAGCAGUGCCAAGAGUGGAAAAGGAUCCUCCAGUUCGAAAGGAAAGGGAGGCAAAGGUACCAGCAAGUCCUCCAAAAAGUCCUCCAAGAGAUCCAGUAGCAGCAGCAGCAGCAGCAAGGGUGACAUGGUCACAAAAACCCAACCACCGACGAGUUCUCCUCCUACUUCCUCCCCUACCAUGUUGGCAUCAUCUUCUCCUACCAUCAUGAUGACAGAACCUCCAACGAUGAUGAGUGAAGAUCAAGGUCCUAUUAGUGGCGACACUAUGCCCAUAAGCGAAGACGAAGGCCCCAUCAGUGGCGACGCUAUGCCAGUGAGUGAAGAUGCUGCACCUAUUGUCAGUGAAGACGAAGGCCCCAUCAGUGGCGACGCUAUGCCAGUGAGUGAAGAUGCUGCACCUAUUGUCAGUGAAGACGCAGGUCCUAUCAGUGGCGACGCUAUGCCAGUGAGUGAAGAUGCUGCACCUGUUGUCAGCGAAGACGCAGGGCCUAUCAGUGGCGACGCUAUGCCAGUGAGUGAAGAUGCUGCACCUGUUGUCAGUGAAGACCAAUUUCCCGCGAGUGAAGACUACCGGGCACCUGCCAUUAGUGAAGAUGAGGAAGGCCCCAUCAGUGGUGACAUGGCAAAUAGUAGUGACGGUGGAGCACAAGGUGGCGGCGAAGAUGACACUGCUGAUGAUUCGGAUGCGGCAACUGAUGGUGAAGAUGAGCCAUCCACACCAGGAGACAGCCAAGGGUCAGAUCAAGAUGGCACUGCUGAUGAUGCCGAUAGCAACGGCGGUGGUGGUGAGGAUCAAGGCGGCGUUUUCGACAAUAUUGGUGAGGAUGUCAUUGAUGAUGAAGACGAAACUGAAGAUGAAGAACCUGUAGAACAAGAAGUCGAGACCCUUACAGACAUGUGGGAAUUUGCAAUGGUCCGAACCACAGCUGAAUCCACUGACUCGCCAGAAAACUUCCACAUGACCAGUGUUGUCGCCAUGGCGGGGGCCAUUUACGACUAUUCUCCCGAAGGAACCAUCAAUACAGAUGAGGCCGUUGGCGAUUUUAGUGCGACUUGUAUUGUCACCAGCAUGAAUCACGACGUUCUUUGCACCUACAAGGUACAUCUCGCAACUCCAGGUACAUUUGGUAUUGGGGAGUUUAUUGCUCGAGGACACGUCCAAGAUCACCAAACGGAGAACUUUGCCUUGGUGACUGGAACCGCCUUUGACUGGUCGCAGUAUACCAAGGGAGGAUCUUUGACCAUGCAACCAAAUCCAGAAGAUCCUUUGACUUUGGUGUGUUCCUUGACGCUACGGUACCCCAAGGAUGCCGUCACCAAUUAG
Messenger RNA from Cylindrotheca closterium, 1770 nucleotides. The record is from the annotation of a GenBank genome assembly. Lineage: Eukaryota; Bacillariophyta; Bacillariophyceae; Bacillariales; Bacillariaceae.